UGUGAAUUUUAUUUCUUAAACCUUGUAUUGAAAUACAACAUUUCUAAAGUAAAACCCAAGCCCUUCUCCAUUCUUUGUUUUCAGCCUUGAACCUGCAGAAAAAAACCUGCCUCCCAGAACAGUUUUAGUCCGUCUUUUGGAAAUUGAGAUUUUUCCGACAGCCCGUGAAGUAAACAGCAAAGCAAACUGACGUAAAAUCAGGAAGUGCUUGUGACACACACACAUGCACACAUACACACCAGCUGAAGUGUGUGUGUUUUGCCGCUCGUUUCACUCUGGUACACACAGUGUUCUCAAACUUACAGAGUCCUUUUGUGAAAACACUCAACUUGUUUGUUAGAGGAGGACAAAGAGCGGACGCGUCCAAACGGCCGCUUCCCAAACAUGCAGGCGGAGAAAGAAGAGGAGGACGAAGCAUCUCCUGAGCAGUACGUCGCCCUGUCACACUUCACUGGAGGUGGCAGCGACCAGCUCAGCUUCAGCUCAGGAGACACGCUGCUCGUCCACUCCAAGCCCUCCCCGGAGUGGUGGUGGGCAGACCUGCGGGGGGUCGUGGGCUACGUCCCUGCCAGCUACCUGCGCCUGGUCACCGCCGAGGAGGAGGAGGAUCAGGAGGAGGAGGACGCCUCCUUGGAGGACCCAUGGCAGGAUGAGGAGUACUUCGGCAGCUAUGGGACACUGAGGCUUCACCUGGAGAUGCUGUCAGACAAGAGUCGCACCGAGACGUACCGGCAGGUUAUUCUCAGCAACAGCGCUUCUCUGAGGGAUAAGGUGGUGAUGGACCUCGGCUGCGGGACCGGCAUCAUCAGCUUGUUCUGCGCUCAGCUGGCACAACCCUCAGUGGUGUAUGCCGUGGAGGCCAGCUCCAUGGCAGGGUACACCAGACAGCUGGUGAAGCAGAACAGCUGUGAGGAGGUGGUCACGGUGCUCCAGGGGCGAGCUGAGGAGAUCGAGCUGCCGGAGCAGGUGGACGUCCUGGUGUCCGAGUGGAUGGGUAACUGCCUCCUGUUUGAGUUCAUGGUGGAGUCAGUUCUGCAGGCCAGGGACCGCUGGCUCAGAGAUGGCGGCGUGAUGUGGCCUUCCUCUGCAGCCCUCACCCUGGUGCCAUGUCAAGCCGACAGCUAUUAUACAGAGAAGAUGGCCUUCUGGGAACGGCCCUAUGGCCUAGACUUCACCCCUCUUCAACCUUUGGCACAGCAGGAGUUCUUCACCAAGCCCAAGUUCAGCCACCUCAUUGAGCCCGACGACUGCCUCGCUGCCCCCUGUGACGUCAUCUGCCUGGACAUGAACACGUUGCAAGUGACAGACCUGGAGGAAAUAAAGGGUCAGUUUCACUUUUGUGUGGAAAAAUCCGGUGUUUUCCAUGGAUUCACCGCCUGGUUCACCGUCCACUUUGAGAGCCUGGAAGCAGGAGGCGCAACAGUGGAGCUGAACACCGGACCCAACUCUCAGCCAACACACUGGAAACAGACUCUGUUCAUGCUGGACAGGCCGGUCAGUGUAUACGCUGGAGACUCCAUCAGUGGAAGCAUUGUCCUGCACAGAAACCCUGUCUGGAGACGCCACAUGACCGUUACCCUGCAGUGGAGCAUUAACAGCAGCACAGAGGAUACAGAGAACUGCCAGGUUGGAACAAAGAGUUUCCCCAUGUGGAGGUGACAUAACCUCACCUGUCGUCGGUGGAGAGCCACAGACAACCAGCCUCGUCUGUUCCGCUGUGAGCUGCUGCUGCUGCCGCCCUGGAAAUAAAGUUGCCAUCAAUGUGACAGUGAAAGGAGGGUCAUCUGGCAGGACAUGUAGGCCGCUAGUGAUAAGUGUGAUCGCUACAGGCCCACAUGAUGCAGCACAUUAAGAGCCAUGCUGUGAGAGCAGGUUCACAGAGACAAACGGGCCUGCUGAGGAUGAACUGUGGAGCUUCACUAAACGGAAUUAGUGGGAAAACAUCAGUGUUGUGCAGGAGAGGGUUGACAACUGUAACACCGGACUGUUCACUGAGAAAUGCUUCAGGCCACCACACUAUGUUUUUAUGUCCGUUUUACUUAUUGUCCUACAAUAAGCAUUUACGUUGUAAUUUGUGCAUACGUGCCGCCGGGCUUGUAUGGAUUUCAGAAAGCAACAGAAUCAAGUGAACAAUGUAUUUCACUCACAUUAUUACGAAUGUUCAUUUGACUUUUGUGUUAAAAUUUGCAUUAAAAACACAACAGCUCAAUGCUCACAAA
Molecule: messenger RNA, 2219 nt
Organism: Stegastes partitus (bicolor damselfish)
Lineage: Eukaryota; Metazoa; Chordata; Actinopteri; Pomacentridae
Gene: prmt2
Product: protein arginine methyltransferase 2
Exons: 9
Coding region: 385-1659 (424 amino acids)
Biological process (GO): peptidyl-arginine methylation, to asymmetrical-dimethyl arginine; chromatin remodeling
Cellular component (GO): nucleus
Molecular function (GO): histone methyltransferase activity; protein binding; protein-arginine N-methyltransferase activity
Source: RefSeq, a predicted model, not a curated record